AUGGCCCCUCAGAUCAAGGCAGCCGCCAACGGCGCUGCUGCGAAUGGCGACGUCAACCACGAGCCCAUCAAUGUUAUUAUUCCCAUUGGCGGCAUUGGCUCCCGCUUCGCAAAGGAGGGUUACCGCUACCCGAAGCCCCUGAUCAACAUCGUCGGCCGACCCAUGCUGCUAUGGCUGAUUGACAACCUGAGCCUCAAGCCUGGCGACACCUUGUGGAUGGCCAUCAACGAGGAGGUCGACGACGAGUUCAGAAUUGGCCAGCUCGUGAGCAAGACGUUUUCCAAGAUCGACUUCAGACUCCUGCGCUUGCGCCACCAGACCAAGGGUGCCAGCGAGACGCUCUACAUCGUCACCCAGAGCAUGACCAAGAAGCACCUCGAGCGCAAGACUGUCUCUCUCGACUGCGACACCAUCUACUGGGCCGAUGUCCUCCAGGACAUUCGCAACAUGCCCAAGGGCCACGGCGGUUGCUUCUACUUCCCCGACGUUGGCGACAAGCCCAUCUUCUCUUACAUCAAGACAGAACCCAAGGACGGCUUGGAGCGCAUUGUCGACAUUCAGGAGAAGAAGGCCAUCUCCAACAAGGCAAACACUGGCGCAUACGUUUUCCCGUCCGCGGGUCAGCUCAAGUCAUGGGCUGCCCAGAACCUCGACAUGAAGAGACCCGACGGCUCAGAGGUCGGCGAGUACUACACUUCCCAGAUGAUCGCCCUCAUGAUCCAGAACGGCGUGCCGUACCUGGGCAUGCCUGUCAGCACCAAGGACUUCAGUGUUGUGGGCACACCCGAGCAGCUCAAGGACCUCCUGAAGCUUCUCAAGACGGAUACUUCCAACCUGCCCAUCAAGCUGAAGAAGCGCCGUUUCUGCUUCGAUCUCGACAUGACCUUGGUCGGUGUGCCCGCCGUGGCCGGAGACUACUCCACCUGCCCUCCCAUCGAGAAGAACAUUCGCCUGGUCCAGCAGUUGUACAACGCUGGUCACUACAUCAUCAUUCAAACGGCUCGCCGCAUGCGCACACAUCACGGAAACUUGGGCUCAGUGCUGGCUGACGUCGGCCCUGUAACCUUUGCCCAGCUGGCCAAGUACGAGAUCCCAUACCACGACAUCCACUUCGGCAAGCCCUACGCCGAUGUAUACGUCGACGAUUUGGCUGUCAACGCCAACCUCGACACUAUGCGUGAGAUUGGCUGGCUUUUGGACGAGCAGGACCCAGCUGCCCUGAUCGGACAAGAUGCUGCGACGGGCGACGAUGCCAAGAAGGCCGGCAUGAUUGCUGCUCGCGACUUCAACACCAUCCAGAUCAUUGGCGACAAGGUCAUCAAGUCGAGCAAGUCUGAGAACAUUCUCGGCGAGCUCUUCUUCUACUCCCACAUGCCCGCCGAGAUUGCCCAAGUCUUCCCCACCGUAUAUAACGUGGACUACAUUCCCGACACCACCACUUACAACAUCACCAUGGAGAACCGCCGUGGUUUGACCUUCUCUCACCUCCUGGUCGGUCGAUCCAUCACCAAGGGUCGCCUGAUCUCCCUCCUCAAGGCUCUCCACACCGUCCACACCACGGGUAGCACAGACAAGGCUACGCUCAAUAUUCCCAGUGCCCUAGAGAAGAAGUUCGAGGAGCACUCCCUCGCGCGGGCGAACAACCGCGUCAACAUCUACGCAAACUACGGCUCGAAGCUGCGCAGCCGUUACUACAAGGACCAGCACAAGUACGAUGCACUUGGUCCCCUUGCUGCCUCCCUCUUCGCCCGUAUCAACGAGUUCCUCGACACGUACGAGGCUGAGGAGAAGGGUGUUCACGCGCAGGUCAUUCACGGUGACCCGGUCUUCAGCAACGCCAUUCUUUCCAAGGACGAAAAGCUCGUCAGCUUCAUCGAUGUGCGCUGCCAGCUGGAGAACACUCUGACGCCCGAGGGUGACAUCCACUACGACUUGGGCAAGGUCCUCCAGUCUCUCUGCGGUUACGACCACAUCCUGUUUAUGAGCGCGAACAACUAUGACUUGCGCGACGCUCUCGACAGUGACAAGCCCCUCCUCGACGAGGCCGACUCAGACCUCCUCGAGAGCCUCCAGGAGCACUUCUUCACCUUCCUCGAGGAGACAUAUUCUGUGCGCCUGCACCGCAAGACCCUCUUCCGUAUCACCGCCUCCCUGUUCUUCAGCUUGAUCCCUCUGCACCGACCCGAACUCGGCGCCGUGUUCCUGCGCAUGUGCAAGGAGACGCUCGACAAGGCGAGCAACAUCAACUACGGCCCGGGCGCCCGUUCCACGUCAGGCCUCACGCUUAGCCGGCGCGCGAGCUCCAACUUUGGCUCGGAUGAGAAGGCUCGCGAGAUGCCCAUCGCCUCGGGCAAGGGCGAGAACCUCUCGAUUCCCAGCGUUACCGUCACUGCGAAAUAA
This is a messenger RNA of Colletotrichum abscissum, 2400 nucleotides long. RefSeq names its product capsule biosynthesis phosphatase. The record is from RefSeq and is a predicted model, not a curated record. Gene Ontology annotation, biological process: biosynthetic process. The coding region runs from base 1 to 2400 and encodes 799 amino acids. The transcript is spliced from 4 exons. Lineage: Eukaryota; Fungi; Ascomycota; Sordariomycetes; Glomerellales; Glomerellaceae.